Messenger RNA from Rotaria sp. Silwood1, 633 nucleotides. NCBI's taxonomy places the organism in Eukaryota, Metazoa, Rotifera, Eurotatoria, Philodinida, Philodinidae. The record is from the annotation of a GenBank genome assembly.
AUGGAUUCAUUGAAAACAUUGACUGAACUACGUCCUAAAGUUAAUCAUUGCCCUAGUACACGUUGUCUCGUAUGCAAACCGACUAUUCACCUAGUUGGAAUUUUUUCUAUAGCAUAUUAUCAACCUCAUGUUGUUCAAAAAGAUUGUAGAAGUUGUGAUUGUUCUUCCAAUCAACAUAUUCCGAUGUCUUACAUGCUUGACUAUGAAUGCUCGAAGAAUGGUUGGAAUUAUAAUGAAAGAGAAAUGAUCGAUAUGAUACAUGAACUGUGUAAUAUAAGUGCUGAAUUUGCACAUUUUCUUAUGCAUGUUGUAUGUUCUACGAAAGAUGAUCCAUUCUUAAUUGGUUUUGUGGAAAUGAUAAUCGAGGAAAAUGAUAUUUAUAAUAGUCAAACAUCGAAUCGUCUUAACUUACAGUUGGCUAAUGAUCUGAGAAACCUUAAAAAUAAAUAUGAACAGCGAUUUAAUGAAAUUCAUCAUCUUGAAAAUUAUAGAAAAUUAUCAAACAUCUAUCAUUUAAUCAAUAACAUUAACAAAUAUCCUAUGAUUCGGGAACAAUUGGCUGCAGUGAAAGAAGGACAAAAGAUAAUGAUGAAACAGCAUGAGUAUGAAAUACCAAGAAUAUCAUGUCUUUGA